CUGUAUGCUCGUUUGUUACUUUUAUUUAAAAAAAAGAACAAUUUAUUUUUGGUUAUCUUUGUGCCUCUCACCAUUUGGCGAUUGCUGCAGGUUUUCACCCUCGCGAUCAUUGAAACGUCACUGAACAGUUGUCGUCUGAUCGUCAUAAUGAAGUCAAUCUCAUUUUUUGUCGAACCGUCGGGGUACGGCAAAAAAUGGAAGAAAGAGUUCAUCAUAAAGAGUCCCUCUUUCUCCAUGAAGUCGGCCAGCUGCUGGCCCCUUGAGUUCCUUUGCCCAAUUCCAAAUUUCCAUACCUUCAGCUCACCGUUCUCUCUUGUGCCUGUUUUUGUGUUAAAGUCUCCCAUUAACACCGUAUAG
Parnassius mnemosyne (clouded apollo) is the source of this 357-nucleotide messenger RNA. The record is from the annotation of a GenBank genome assembly. NCBI's taxonomy places the organism in Eukaryota, Metazoa, Arthropoda, Insecta, Lepidoptera, Papilionidae.